Oldenlandia corymbosa var. corymbosa is the source of this 2520-nucleotide messenger RNA. Lineage: Eukaryota; Viridiplantae; Streptophyta; Magnoliopsida; Gentianales; Rubiaceae. The record is from the annotation of a GenBank genome assembly.
AUGGAUUUCCAGCAGCAGCAUGGUUACAUGAGACCGCCGGCACCUCCUCCGCCGGCAGCAGAUCCAUAUUACCACCACCACCACCACCACCACCACCAAGGGCAAAGACCGCCGGUGCAUCCUCCAAACCAGUGGUACUCGAAUCAAUUCCACUACCAACAUCCUUCUUCCUCUCCACAACAACCACUACAACCACCACCUCCUCCUCCUCAUGUUCAGCAACCGCCGCAUCAGCAGUGGCCACCGGCGCCGCAGCAUCCUGAUCAGUUUGUUCCUCCUCCCAAUCAUUAUCCUGCGCCUCCACCUCCGCCUCCACCUCCGCCUCCAUACACGACGCCGUAUCCAGCUCCGUCUAAUCAGUAUCCUCUUCCUCCGCAUCAUUCGCACCAUUCUCUUCCGCCGCGACAUCCUCCUAUGCCCCAGCCUUACCCUCAGGUCAAUCAGGAGUGGGGGCCUGCCAGUUGGAGUCAUCAGCAAAGUUGGGAGUAUCAAGCUAAUAACAAAGAAGAAGAUUGGGCCACAAAGGCCCGGGCAUGGGCUGCUUAUAAUGUUACAUCAGGUGACCAGCAAUCUCAGCAUCCAGCAUAUGCAUUUAAAGAUGGAAGCAUGGUUGCAGAUUCAGCUGCCACAUUUUCUGGGCAGGAUCUAUCUAUAAGUUCAUCAGUCCAUCAGCAGGAGGUACCUUCUAGUUAUUCUUCUGUUGCAGGGGACAUCUCGAGAGGCAUGGAACAGCAUGUUGCAGCAGUUCCUCCUGACUAUAAUUUUGUUCCUCCUACUGAGCCAGCAUUAGUUUAUCCCCCAGUUACAGCAAUGGUUCCAGCAGGAUCACAGGUUGAUCCGGUAGCAGCUGUACCUUCUCCUGUCCCUGGACAUACGACGCCAAUAUUUGGAAGGAUGACUGGACCAAGCUUCCAACCUGCGGUAGCAUCAGUUGCUGGCUCCUUUGGAAUAGUUGCUGGGCCAGAACUUCAUCCUGGGGCACCUUUUUCUGUUGAUUCUUUUGGGGCACCUGUUGCAUCUGAACGGCCUAAGAAGGCUUCUGUUCCCAACUGGCUCCGGGAGGAAAUAAUUAAAAAUAAACCUGUAAUUGUUAAUUCAUCUAUGGAUCUUCCAAAAGAGGAUGCCGAAUCCACAGAAGAUGACUAUAGAAUGGGAGAUCAGAAAAGCAUUGAUACUCGGUCGGAUGAGGAAGAAGACGAUGAUGAGGAUGAUCUGGAAGCUGCUAGAACGGCAGCGAUAAAUAACGAGAUAAAGCGCAUCGUGACCGAUGUUCUUUUGCAGGUUACUGCAGAGCUCUUUGAUGAAAUUGCAACGAAAGUUCUUAGUGAAGAUGAUCCUGUCAUUGAAGAUAGCAAACAUUCAACUUCAACACUGACCACUGCGACUACUGAAUCGACCAUAACUGCCUCCAUACCUGUGAAAAUCAAGGAAACUGUCUCUUCUGAUGGUAUCGGAAAGUUUGAUGUCUCUCGUGGUGAUGUGUUGGGUCUUGGUAGUUAUGCCUCAGAUGAUGAUGAGAGUGAACCUGAGAGCUCUGGUAAUCCUAAUUCCAAGGAGAAGAAUUUACCGGGGCAGGCAAUUUUGAGUAAGGAUGCUGUCAAUUAUGGUGGCUCAAAUGGUAAAGCAAAUGAGGUUCCUGUCUAUAUGGAUUCUAAUACUGCUGCAAUCACUGAGUUGAAGGAUGAGGGCACUACUUCUAAUGGAGAGUCUGGUGUAGCACAGCUUAAGGAUGUUGAUGCACCUAACAAUCUAGGUGUAAAUAACGCUGGGAAAAGUGAAAAACCAGUUGAUAAUCUCAUUUCCAGGAAAUCAGUAGUGAAUGAUGAUUUAAGUGACGAAAUUAGAGAUAAACUAGAUAAGAAUGAUAGGCACGGGCAUGACAGGGGUUCUUCUGUUAAAAGCAAUAAUGUCAAAGAGUUGGAGACUUUUAAGGAAAGUGUGCAUGAAAAAACAGAGGAGAAGCGUAGCAGGCAUGAUGAGGGACAAAUUAAAAGGGAAAGGAGAGAUGAUCAGAGUGGUUCAAAGGAAAGUAGGGGAGAUAAGGUUGUGAAGUCUGCUGAAAGAGGACGGGAUUCUGAUUCGAGGAAAAGGCGAUCUCCUGAUUACAUCAGGGAGAGUAGAAGGGAGAGGCAGACAGACAGUGGAGCAGUUGUUAAAGAAGAUAGUGAAGGAAAAAGGGGAAGAGGGAAGGAGGACAAAAGAGAAAAACCUAAAGACAGAGACUCAACUGAUUCUAGCAGGCAGAACAAGCACCUUGCAUCGUCAGCCUCUGAAAGCUGCACUCCCGGAGAAGGAGAUCACCAUCCCCUGUUAGAUCUAAGAAAAGACAUGUUUCGCGGUCACCUCAUAGCAAGCACUCUCAGCGCAGGCAUUCUCCUUACUCUUCUCUUGAGACUUCCAGGAGGAAAAAGUCGAGAUCCAGAUCGAGAUCAAGGUCACCUAUUCGUCGGAAAAGGUGAUAGAAAUCCUUGUGAGUGUGAUGAAGCCUGGAACCCUGUGCAAGCCUCAGAGUGUGCAUGA